AUGUCCACCUCAGUAGAUGUUCUCGUGGUUGGCGCUGGUCCUGUUGGCCUUGUUGGCGCUUUGGCUCUUGCUCAGAACGGAGUCUCUGUCCGGAUUGUCGACAAGGAGGACCAGUUCCUCGUGGGCCAACGCGGUUCGGGCAUCCAGCCCCGUACUCAAGAGGUGUACCAUCUUCUCGGGUGCCUCCAGGACUAUCAGAAUAAGGCUGGUAUGCGUUUCGCUCAGAAGGUCUACGAUGCCGAGGGCAAGCUCGUGCAAUCUAAGAACAUGAUUGACCCAUCGCCUCCUACACCCGAAGUGCCAUUCCCGACUCCCAUCUCGCUUGGUCAAGACACGUCUUGCGCCAUCCUUCGCCAGCACCUCAAGAAGUGCGGCGUCGAGGUCGAGUUGUCGACGGAACUGGUUGAUCUCAAGCAAGACGAGUCUGGCGUUGAUGUGACCUUGGUGCAUCACGGCAAAGACGAGGAGAAGUUACGCGUGAAGUAUCUUGUAGGAGCGGUGGGCGCAAAGGGUCCUGUGCGUAAGCUUGUCGGUAUCAACUUUGUCGGCGAGACACGCGAGCAGCGCGCAGUCAUCGGUGAUGUUGAGUUAUCUGGUCUGGACGAUCGGCUUUACUGGCAUCGCUUCAACAACGAUAAGGGCGACAAGAUCCUCUGGCGUCCGGUCGCUGAGGACGACAAACUCUGGUUCAUGGGCCUGUUCGGACGCACGAUCGACCUUGAGAAGGCGGCGGUCGACGUCGAGUACCUCCAUGAGUGCUUGCGGGACAUCACGAAGAACCCGGAGAUCAAGAUCACGAAGAUCCGUUCUUUGGCGGAGUGGCGCCUCAACGAGCGUGUGGCCGACAAGUUCAGUGUCGGACGUGUCUUCAUCGGCGGCGAUGCCGCACAUGUCCACAGCCCCACUGGAGGACAAGGCCUCAACACGGGCACACUCGACAUGAUGAACCUCGCCUGGAAGCUCGCGCUCGCUGUCAAAGGCCUUGCGCCGCCCUCGCUCCUCGACUCUUACCACGCCGAACGCGCCCCGGUAGUACGCGCAAUGCUAAACGUCACGCACGCGCUCGCGGACAAGACGUUCAAGUCCAACGACAACGAAGCGUGGAACCGUCCCGUUGCGCUACGCCAGCUCGGCGUCCACUAUCGCUGGAGUACGAUCGUCCGUGACGAGCUCACGGGCGAUGAGGACGUUGGCGAGGCCCAUGGCACGACCAUCGAGCCUGAGGACGUAUAUGGUGCGGGCCCGGGACGCCUUCAUGCCGGCGAUCGCGCACCGGAUGCGCCUGCGCUCCGCGACGCGCGCACCGGCAUCGAGACCAAGCUCUUCAACAUCUUCAACCCGACUCGCCACACCAUUCUGGUGCUCGACCCUUCGCUUGCGAACGACGUCGCCGCUGCUGUAGCCAAAUAUCCCCCUGGAAUCGUACAGACCAUCGUCAUACACCCUCAAGACACACAGAAAGCUGCACCCGUGUCCAACGUCAGCGCUGUGCUGGUUGAUAACGAAGGUCAUGCGCAUCGCGCGUAUGGCGCCGAAGCCGGUGCUGCUAUCGCUGUCGUUCGGCCCGACGGUGUAGUCGGCGCUCUGCUCAAGAGCGCGGAUGGUGUGGCGAAGUACUUCUCGAGUAUUCUCGUCUGA
This is a messenger RNA of Peniophora sp. CBMAI 1063, 1638 nucleotides long. The record is from the annotation of a GenBank genome assembly. Lineage: Eukaryota; Fungi; Basidiomycota; Agaricomycetes; Russulales; Peniophoraceae.